GUGUGUCCUCUUCUAUAACCUCGACCCAGACAAGAUGGCCGCCCCCAUGGAGGAGCUUCUACGUCACGUAGCCACCAUAAGACAGCAGAGCGGCUGCUACACUCAGGCCAUGUUCUCAGCCAUGGCUCCUCAACACCAACAGCUGAUUGUCCAAGCCAAUGCCCCUCAGCUGCGUCAAAAUUUUGAUUCUGAGACUCAUAAUCUACGCAUGCAGCUGAAUAACAUCCAGAGUUCCUCUGAUGGAUUUGAUUCUAAGCUCUCUCAACUGGCUUCUCUCCUAGGCCAAGUGCAGACUGCGCAGCAGAGGGCCACACAGGAGGAUAGCGGGACAGGUGUCCUCAGCUCCCAGCUGCAGGCGCUCUCCGCCCUGGGUUCUGAUGUGACCAACCAACAGAGCUCAGUGACCAGCAACAAACAGGCUGAGAAUCUCCGAAGGGAGGCAGAGAGAGUGAGGCUGGAGACAGAGAGAGUUGAAGCUGAACGAAGGAGACACCAUCGUCGCAGGAGGCGCUUCCUUUUCUUCUAAUUUCCAUCGCUUUGUCCAGGUUGUCAACAACGUUGGAUCUACCGUGUUGAAAGGACCAUUUCUCCUUUACUGAACUUAUGUAAAAGACAGUGAGAAAUUGCCAAGAAAACUGGAAGAGCGGAAAUUUCAAAUGUGCUUGUUUUACUUGUAUCUAGCUCCUUAAGAGCUCAUAUUGAUAUUAUUUUAACCCCCCCCCCCUCUUAAAACACCCGAUUGUCAAUUUAUUUUAUUCAAUGCGCACUUUCAUUAUGUUAAAGCAGAUGGUGUUUACUUGUUUUCAAAAGCGUGGAUAAGUAUACUCAAUAUGAAGAGUAUAUCUUUUUUUUUUUGGUCUUCUGUCAAGCAGAUGUUGAACAAUGGUUCAGCCAUCAACCAAGUAAGAAAAAGAAA
Messenger RNA from Aplysia californica (California sea hare), 916 nucleotides. RefSeq names its product GTPase IMAP family member 7. Gene Ontology annotation, molecular function: GTP binding. Lineage: Eukaryota; Metazoa; Mollusca; Gastropoda; Aplysiida; Aplysiidae. The record is from RefSeq and is a predicted model, not a curated record.